AUGCCACACCGAAAUUCAGGCAAUGGUUCUGGAGGAGAAGAUAGCGAUCCCGGCGCAAUUACUAUGCAAGCACAGCAGCGGUUGGAAAAGCUGAAAAAUGAACGGAGCGAAAGCAUGAACGAGGUCGUUAAAGAGACAGCUGUGGAAAUGGCAGACCUGCGCUCUCGUGUUAUGGCUUUCCAACAAAACCGACGGUCUACAGAGAAGGAAGUCGUUGCUUCUGCUGUUACCAAGCUCGUCGAGGCCGCCGAGCGCAGGAGAGAGAUCGAACAGCAGAUGGAGACACUCAUCAAUCAAGUCACUGCUACCACCGAGGCGCUUGAAGAGAUGAUGAGAAUAGGCAUCAAGGGCAGGAUAGAUGAUGUCAAGAAACAAAAUAACUGA
Fusarium coffeatum is the source of this 384-nucleotide messenger RNA. RefSeq lists its product as uncharacterized. The record is from RefSeq and is a predicted model, not a curated record. NCBI's taxonomy places the organism in Eukaryota, Fungi, Ascomycota, Sordariomycetes, Hypocreales, Nectriaceae. The transcript has 3 exons. The coding region runs from base 1 to 384 and encodes 127 amino acids.